Messenger RNA from Cynara cardunculus var. scolymus (artichoke), 624 nucleotides. RefSeq names its product histone H3-like centromeric protein HTR12. Gene Ontology annotation, molecular function: DNA binding; protein heterodimerization activity; structural constituent of chromatin. The coding region runs from base 20 to 457 and encodes 145 amino acids. Lineage: Eukaryota; Viridiplantae; Streptophyta; Magnoliopsida; Asterales; Asteraceae. The transcript has 7 exons. The record is from RefSeq and is a predicted model, not a curated record. Gene Ontology annotation, cellular component: nucleosome.
GUUUCCACCCAAAUCAAUAAUGGCGAGAACCAAACAACCUGCUCAACGGAGUUCUGGCAAGCGAAGUAGAGCAUCUACUCCAACGAGUAAGUCAUCAAGGACAAGUCCGAGGAACCACCCUGGGAGUUCAGGAGCUGGGGAUGGUCGGAGGCACCACCGUUAUAGGCCUGGGGCUAAGGCGCUUCGUGAGAUCAGGCGUUUGCAAAAGACCGUCAAUCUUCUCAUUCCAGCUGCUCCUUUCAUUCGAACUGUAAAGGAGAUAAGCAACUACAUUGCCCCAGAAGUCACUCGCUGGCAAGCUGAAGCUCUACAAGCCCUUCAAGAGGCAGCCGAAGAUUACCUAAUACAGCUAUUUGAAGAUUCAAUGCUAUGCGCGAUUCAUGCAAGGCGCGUUACUCUCAUGAAAAAGGAUUGGGAGUUGGCACGGCGGAUUGGGAAGAAAGGGCAACCGUGGUAGUUAGAUCAGCCCCGAGUUGUUGUAUGCUGUAUAUCUAUCUCUUAAGGUACUUGAAUGUGUAAAAGUAGGCAGCAGGCAUAUAUUUAUGAUGAAAACAGGUCCAAGAUGUUAUUGAAUGCAAAUUUACUGUAGUAGAAAAAAGACCAGCCUCCUACAACUACAUACAU